AUGAAGUGUUUGGUUGUUUUAAAAAACGUGCUGGCGGUUUCCGAAGCUGAAAAAGAGCUGAUAGACGUGGUGGAAAAAUACUACGACGUAGAAGUAGCAGACAACUCCGUUAUGCUAGAAAACCAAAAAGGGUACAGCGGGAGCAGAUAUUCCGUUAUUAUAACGUCAGGCGGGGACGGAACAGUGCUCAAGACCCUGUCCAUAUGCACAAGAAAAUUAGCCUCUCUCCAGAGCGCAAAAUACACAGACCACAUUUCCAAAAACGGAUGGCCAAUGUGGGUUGAUAAGAUCGAGAGAGAUGGAUCGUUUGUGCGCGCAGAUACAAUUCUGCCCAUUGUAUUCGCAUUUGACUGCGGAGUCAGAGGAAGACUGUGCCCCAUCAAGAAACAUCUGUUCAAAAAGGGCCAGAGUCUGCUGGUUGAUCUACUAAACUCCAUGAAACAGGACAAUUUUGAAGUAGUAGAUAAUUUUUACACAAAUAACACGAUAAGAAGAUCAAGGUUUAUUGUCAACAAGAGCGUGCAUGUGUCCAACGAGAUAUACGUAUACUCUAGAGAAAAAGGGUUCCUAAGCGUGCUUGAUAUUAGCGUAAAUUCGCAGACGGUCUACAAAAAUAUUCGGUGUGAUGGGCUGAUUAUAAGCACAGGCACAGGAUCAAGCGGAUAUAACGCGUCUGCAGGAGGGCCUAUUCUGCACAAUAACGUAGAUGCGGUUGUAAUCACAGCGGUGUCAGCAGCAGACAAAAAAGUCUCGCCAAUCGUUAUCAGUCUGCACGACUCUGAGGUGCGCAUACAAAACUCUUUUGAAGGACAGAGUUUGUUCGCUGUCAUCGACGGGUGUCUGCAGGUGGAAGAGACUGCAUUUGCAAUUGCAAAGUCCGAUUACGGAGCCAUUUAUUUUGCUGAUGUAACAUCCAGUAAAAUACAUAAUGAUUUUUUGUGUGCUAUACAGGAGUAA
Nematocida minor is the source of this 957-nucleotide messenger RNA. Its product is annotated as NAD+ kinase. Gene Ontology annotation, molecular function: NAD+ kinase activity. The transcript has a single exon. Gene Ontology annotation, biological process: NAD+ metabolic process; NADP+ biosynthetic process. Bases 1 to 957 code for a protein of 318 amino acids. NCBI's taxonomy places the organism in Eukaryota, Fungi, Microsporidia. The record is from RefSeq and is a predicted model, not a curated record.